Molecule: messenger RNA, 624 nt
Organism: Linum tenue
Lineage: Eukaryota; Viridiplantae; Streptophyta; Magnoliopsida; Malpighiales; Linaceae
Source: the annotation of a GenBank genome assembly
CUGAGCAAAGAGAAGGAUGAGGAGGUAAAAACAUUGAGGGAAGAAGUGGUGAAUUUGAGAAAGGAAAACAAAGCUGCUGCAUCUGCAACUGCUGCUGGGAAAGGGAAAAUACUGGUGAAUAGUGAUGAAUGGCACAAGUUGAAGAAUGAUAACGAAGCACUGCGAAAGUCGAUGAACGAGAAGGAUGUCGAGCCAGGAAGGCUAAGGAAAGAGAAGGAAGAACUGGUGAUGACAAAUGCGGCCGAAACGCGCAAGCUAAGGGACCAAGUGGCUGAACUUCAAGAGCAGGAGCAACGUCGCAACCAACCAUGGGCAUGGACGGGUGCGAUACGGUUCCUCGGCGAGUACGUAUUGUGCACAAGACGGCCGGUGCCACAGGAUACUUGGCGCAGUGUCAAAAUCGAGUCGCCGCCUGACUGUCAUUAUACUUAUGAUCCAAGUACCAACGAGAGCGUCUCGCCAUUUCCGAUGGCAAAUUGGUUGGAGGUGGAUGAAGAACACAACGACUGGCCGCUUCCUCCUAAGAUCGGCGUGCGCUGUGUGCCUGACCAAUUCGACAAAGAUAACUGGUGGUUCGUGAAGGCGGCCCAUCCAGAUGGCCGCUUGGCGAUGAUGGUCAUUUAG